Papilio polytes (common Mormon) is the source of this 1863-nucleotide messenger RNA. RefSeq names its product solute carrier family 22 member 3-like. The transcript has 8 exons. Bases 212 to 1849 code for a protein of 545 amino acids. The record is from RefSeq and is a predicted model, not a curated record. Gene Ontology annotation, biological process: transmembrane transport. Gene Ontology annotation, molecular function: transmembrane transporter activity. NCBI's taxonomy places the organism in Eukaryota, Metazoa, Arthropoda, Insecta, Lepidoptera, Papilionidae. Gene Ontology annotation, cellular component: membrane.
UCCUUUUCCAGCAAGUAUAUUUUAUUUACACUGUUCGAGAGGUUGUUUUCUUUGACAAUAAAAGACAUUUUAGAAAACAAAACAAUGAAAGAAAAUGUAAGCUAGAAAUAAAUAAUAAAUUCAAGAGAAUACGGAAUAAAAUGUUUUAAUUGUACAAAGAGGUAUAACAGUGUUUAAAAAAAACUUAGGUAAAGUGGCAAACGUAGUGACAAUGGGAGAAAAAGACAGUGAACGAAAUGAGAAGGAGGUAGAGAUAAUAGAGACGAUGGAGAAGUUCGGCAGAUAUCAGAUGCUGCAGUACUUCUUGAUAUGUCUGCCAGCGGUCAUCGUCACCAUGCUCAAUGUCAACUAUGUCUUCGUCGCUGGGGAGAUCAACUACAGAUGUCGUAUACCAGAAUGUGAUGGUCAGUAUCCGGUGUACAACACGACGUGGUGGCCCAACACGCACACUGACAGGUGCACGAGGCCGCUGCUCAAGCAGCCGCCAGCCGGAGUGUGCACCAAUGACAGUUUCUCUGACGAAGUCGCGGUCUGCACAGAAUGGGUCUACGAAAGUAAUGACACUGUUAUUGCUGAGCUGGACCUCGGAUGUCAGCCGUGGAAGUUAAAUCUAAUCGGUACAAUUCACAACAUUGGCACAUCCCUAGCGAUGAUGGCUUCCGGAUGGUUGUCUGAUAGAUUCGGUCGUAUGCCAACAGUAAUUAUGUGCUCUGUGGGAAGCUGCGUCGGUCUGUUAAAGAUCUUUACAUCCUCUUAUCCUGUAUAUGUAUUGAUAGAAAUGCUAGAAGCAACAAUCGCAGGUGGAUCAUACACCGCUGGGAUGGUAUUAAUGAUAGAAAUCGGUGGAAUAAAGAACAGAGUUCUAGCAGGAGUUAUAUUCGCUUACGCUGUUUACGUAGGAGAGACUUUAUACGCUGUUUUUGCGAUGUUCCUACCAUAUUGGAAACAUCUCGUUGCAGCCAUUUACAGUCCUGCAAUAGCAUUUAUACUACUAAUAUUUGUCAUUAAAGAAAGUCCUCGAUGGCAAUUACUAAAUGAUCAAACGGAAAGUGCUAAGAAAACUCUAUUAAAAGUAGCAAAAGUCAACAAAGUAAAUAUUGACAAAGAGAAGUUGCUUAAUAUGAGUGCAGAGGAUUUGAAAAAGGAGUAUAACAUUGGCAGUUAUGAAGAGAGAGAAAGUUUUAUGGCUAUAUUUAAAUCUAGAGAGAUGAUUAAAAGAGCAUUAGUCGCUGCGUUUUGUAAUUUCACCGCCGGCUUCGUGUAUUACGGCUUGAUGAUAAACUCUGUGUUUUUGCCUGGCAACAAAUACACUAACUUUAUGUUGGCAACUGUCAUGUCGUAUCCUGGCGAGCUGAUAUCUUUGUACUUAAUGAAUAAAAUCGGAAGGAAAUUUCCGUUGAUAUUCGGGUACUUAUUGUGCGGUGUGCUUUGUACUGCGACAGGAUUGGUACCUGAAGCAUACACUUUGCUUAAAAUAAUCUUAUUCCUCAUGGGUAAGUUGAUAGUAUCAGUGUGUUUCACCGGAGUGAUCACGUAUACAAUGGAGUUGUUCCCCACGAGUGUGAGAGGAACAAUGCUGGGCGUAUGCUCCGUCAGUGCGGGCAUAGGCAGUAUGGUCGCUCCUUUAACCCCUAUACUGAAUUCAGUGUCCAUCGUUCUUCCACCAAUAAUAUUUGGUUUGACAGCAAUAAUAUCCGGUUUACUUCUCAUAAAAACACCGGAGACAAAAGAUGCGCCAUUAAUGGAUACGAUACAACAAGUCGAUUUAGCGCAGUCGUUGAUCCCAAAGAAAAUAAAAAGGGUACAAAAUGGAACCACUUACGAAUUCAAUAAAAAUAGUAACGAUUGAGUUAUGUUUUUCAA